Messenger RNA from Triticum aestivum (bread wheat), 1878 nucleotides. RefSeq lists its product as uncharacterized. Bases 189 to 935 code for a protein of 248 amino acids. The transcript is spliced from 5 exons. The record is from RefSeq and is a predicted model, not a curated record. NCBI's taxonomy places the organism in Eukaryota, Viridiplantae, Streptophyta, Magnoliopsida, Poales, Poaceae.
ACCCUAGAAUCGCUGUUUUUCCUCUCGCUCCUCCUGUGGGCGGCGCCGCCGCUGCGCACAGAACACAUCCUCGCCAUCGUAGCUUCUCCGGCGUCCGGCCAACGCGCUCACUAGCCUCCCGCCUUCCUCCACAUCUCCUCGCCUCCACCCCAUCCAGUUCGUGCCAUUCGCUGCUCCAAGACAAGGGCAUGGCGCUCGGCGGCUGCGGCAACGAAGCUGAUGGUGCACGAGCCAACCAUGAAGGCAGUAGCACGGGGCAGCGACAGCAGCAUGGAGGGCGUCCUCUUGUUUGGGAAGGUAAUGGAACUGCAAAUAGGAGUGGCAGCGGCGACCAGGAUGCAAAUGGAAGUGGUUCCCAAAGACCUUGGAAAGGACUUAAAGACAAUAACUUAUAUGAUCCUUGGAACCAUGCAUGGCCGUAUUAUGGGGGUUUUGAUUGCACGUACUGCAGCCUAAAGCACAAAGGUGGAGGUGCAACCCGUGUCGCGGAGCAUCUUGGUGGUAUUGUAGGUAAUGUGAGGAGCUGCCCCAAUGUGCCAAGAAAUGUGAGAGAUGCAAUGAGAGAGUGCCGGGAUGAAUCAAGGAGGAAGCAAAGAGACAAACAAAAUAGCAGGCUGAGAAUUGAAAGAAAUAUUAUGGAAGGGUUGUAUAAAAAAGGAGGGGUGGUUAACGUACCAGAUGAUGAUGAAGAAGAAAUUCAGAUGAAUAUUAGAGAAGCAUUGCGUGACCCGAAUGUCUCUCGCAGAAUUGAAAGGAGAAUUGGCAAGGGGGGUGUGGGUGAUGUGCAUGUUUCUGUUGGUAAAAGGAGUAUCAGCGCCUAUUUUGACAGGCAAUUAUCUAGCAACAAAGUAUCUAUGCAGCCCAAGAUCAGUAGUGCUUUGGAUCCUAAUUCAAGAGAUGCACUUGGUCUAGCAAAGAAGUCGUCUUCUAUAUGACAAGCUCCACAAGCUAGUUUCUCUACGCUACAACUUAAAGAUACGUGCUGAAGAAGAUCAAGAGAAAGAGAGAGAUAUAGAUAAAGAAAUUGAUCCAAGUGUAUUGCUAAUGGAUACCACAAUGUUUGAUGAAACAAACCCAAUAAUGGAGUGGCUGAAUGAGGAUGUAGAGGAUCCGAUUGUGGAUGGAGCUGAUGCAGCUAGUGCUGUUUUUGAGCAAAUAAGGCGCCUCAACUCAAGCAGGAAGGCGUCUUAUGUUGGUUCAAAGGGUAAUAACAAGAAAAGAAAGAGGAAUGAUGAUGAUGAGAAUGAGUUUCUUGAAACUGAGAGUGAGGAUGAUGAAGAAGAGAAUGAAUAUGUUGAUAAUGACAUCGAGGAUGAUGAUGGGGUGAGUGAGGAUGAUGAGGAUGGUGAACAAGAUCAGCUAGAGACACAAAUGCAACUUGAAGAAGAGACACAAGUACAAGUUCAAAAGGAGGCACCAACAAGCACUGGCCAUUUGGAGACUAGCUCUGGACGACUUAUUAGGAAGAAGACCAAGAACGUCAACAGCCUCUACUCGUAAAUUUGAAAUGGCACGUGAGCAAAGGAUAUCAAGAAGCUUUUGGAUGUUGGGAAGCUUGGAGCUGAUGCUUCAAAUAAGCUGAUGGUUGUCUUUUGGAGAUGUUUCUAUGUUUAAUGCUUUAAAGUCUUUUGGCUGUACUGGACUAUUUAAACUUUGAACUAUGCUGUGAUGCUUGAACUGAUGCUGGACGGUUAAGGGUUUAUGUCAGAGGCAACUUUAUAACUAAUGUGUGCCUGUUAUGUUGGACUGUUAAGGGUUAUGUUGGAGGCAAUUUUAUAACUAAUGUGUGUCUGCUAUGUUGGAUUGUUAACUGUUAUGUUGGAGGCAACAUUAUAGCUAACGUGUGCCUGUUAUGUUGGGCAGAUUCAAUUUUCUUAA